UUCAGUAUCUUAUUCAUGUUGCGUGUUCUUCGCAGGCCUGAAGCAAGUGGAGUAUCUGCUGUCAAACAAAAUCCGAUAGCCACUCAAAAGAAAACUGCGAAAGAAAACACGGCUCCAGUAGAGAAACGUCUCACAAGAGCUAUGACGGCAGCAAAAGGAACUGGCCAGCAGAAAAAAUCGCCAACGAAGAAAACGGUGGCGAUAAAAGUGAACGAGCCCUCUACGUCGAAGGCGAACGCUUCAUCAAGAAAGCCGAGAGAACGGCCAGAAUCCAAUACAUCGAAAUUGAGAAGAUCAUCUAGAAAAACGAGAGUAGCAUUUGAAGAGGAUCAUGACACCAAUGAAAUGAAGACACCUGAAAAAAGAAGAAUAAAACAAAAGAUUGUUCCAACUCCUGCAGUGUUAAGGGAUAGUAACAAGGAGCCCUCUACGUCGAAACUGAGAAUAUCAUCUAGAAAAACGAGAGUGGCUAUUUUUGUUGAUGAUCAUGACAAUGAAGAAAUUAAAACACCUCAAGUCAGUAGAAGCAUGAAAAAUCGUGUGCGCACUCCUGCUGUGAAGUCAAAUGAAGAUGAAGAAGCACUUGAAGCUAUGGAAACAGAUUCUAAUGAGUGCGCAGUGAACUCGACUAAAGGAGCGCAAGAGUUUUAUGGUAAUCUUGAGAGAGAGAGCGAUUUGUUGCUGAAGUGCUGUGACAGAUGGUCCAAGCCGGCCUUCACAGAGCUUGUGCCUCAAGAGGUGUCGGACGAAAUAGACUCAACGGUGGGCCAGGCGCGCCUACUGGUCAGCGACAAAUUCCAGCAAUUCAAACAUCUGAUUCAGCGCUUUGAAGAAGGCUCCCAACCGCCAGUCACUGCUCAAGAUCUCCAUGGCUUCUGGGACAUGAUUUACAUUCAGGUUGACAAAAUGAAAGAAAGAUUCGAUCAACUGACUGAAUUGAAAAAUUGUAAUUGGCAAAAGAAAACCGAGCAAGUUGUUGCUAAGAAAAGGGUAGCUUCCAAGCCAAAAGCAGUCAAGCCAGUUGUAAAAUCUAGAUUUCAGGAGUUUAUGGCUAAGAAGAAAAUGAAAAACACCAAAAAAAGCUGUGAUUCACAGAAUGUGACUCCCAAUAAAGAAUCCCAGUCAAACACAGGUAAUUCGUUAAUUUUAUUCAUUAUAUUAUAGUCAAUACCCCAUAAUCGUCAUUGUAUAUUCCUAAA
Messenger RNA from Nilaparvata lugens (brown planthopper), 1199 nucleotides. RefSeq names its product disks large-associated protein 5-like. Bases 16 to 1164 code for a protein of 382 amino acids. The record is from RefSeq and is a predicted model, not a curated record. The transcript is spliced from 6 exons. Gene Ontology annotation, biological process: signaling. NCBI's taxonomy places the organism in Eukaryota, Metazoa, Arthropoda, Insecta, Hemiptera, Delphacidae.